UUUCGUUAUUUAAAACCAGUAUACGUGUCAAUUAUUGGUAUUUUGAAGUGAUACUUCACAUUUUAAAUAAACCAUGAACUGUAUAAUAUUUAAAAUACAAACCCUAACCACAACAAAGUCUGAUAAUUGGUCAGAAUACUAAAAAUUUUAAUUUCUAAAAAUGCAAUACGGGUUUUUAAAGUAUGAUGAAUGGAACGACUUAAUUUGGAUAUACAACUCCAUCUCUGGUUCUGUAACAUAUAACAUAUCAGGCUCUUUAAUCGGUCUAAACCCCGAGGACAAGUCUAUUAAACACAUACAUAGUCUCCCUCAAAACACAGGACCCUACUCCGUUUCAGAUGAUUUUAAUUGUUAUUGCGGUUGUUUCGACAACUCAAUACACUCUCUGGCUGUUUACGAGGAAUAUUUGUUGGUAGGCAAAUCUAAGGAUUUGUUCGUGGUUUCUAAGGAUGGAUACAGGUCUAUGAAAGUGCUAUGCUCACCAGCUAAGGAGGAAAUAACAUAUGGCAAUACCAGGCACAUUUCCUGUGCCCUUUUCCCAACUAGCAAAAAUGACCCAAAAAUAGUUCUUUCAAACAACUCAGACGAGUUGUUUUUUAUUGACCCAUUUAAAGGACAAGUAAAGUCGAAGCUGAACGCACAAAUUGAAAACUCGACCUUGGAAUAUAGGGAUAAAAUAACAUCAAUAUCUGAUUUCAUGUCAAACCAGUCCAGCAGUUAUUGUUACUAUUCCUAUCAACCUGAGUAUCCAACCUACGAAACAACUGAUUACACCAGUGCUCAAUAUCCUUCAGAUUAUAAGAACCAGGAUCCAAGUUGUGAGCAGUACACUCCAAGUACUUCUAAUGAUUCACCAUCACAUGGGGAUAAACCAGCGUUUAGUUUUAGGACCAUCGCUGAAAAGUACGGCGAUAUUAGUUCAAUCCCAGAAUUCGUCCCCUCGAGUUAUUCCUUUACUAGCUUAAGUAAUCAAAAUUCUUAUGAGCAAAAUAAUCCUAAUGGAUAUUACCCAUCACAAUCAUUUGGUUAUAAACCUGAUAAUUUCUGCACAUAUGGUACUGGAUUUACCAGCAACAGAGUUCCUCCAACUAAAGCAUUUGUUGAGAGGGCGAAUGGCGCUAUAACUUUGGAGUGUAUCCUGAGUGAGAUGAAGCCCUCAAAUACUUUACAAAACGACUUCGUUGAUUCGACGUGUAUAGGAACAUGUUCAGGAAUUUUACAUGUUGUUGACAACAGGAUUAACAGGAUAGUCUCCUCAGUCUCCUCACACAGUAACCCAGUUUACUCAAUUUCAGCCUCUAACAACACCAUAGCAACUACAUCCUGCACUUUGCAACCCUUACCAAACCCAUAUUGGUACCCAUACCAGUACAACGCCCAAAGCUCCUCUUGUUCAGGUUGUAUGACUCUCUUUGACCCUGUACUCUGCCUCUAUGACAUAAGAAUGAUGAAGAGCUUUUCAAUGAUCUUUCACAGACCACUUUCGAGGGUUUUCAUAGUCCCCAAAAGUGAUAGGCUAUUUGCGCUUUCACCUGACGGUAACAUCUUUGACUUAAAAAUCAGUACUCUCGAGUAUAAAAUGGCCCGAGAACAAACCAUGAAUUCCUGUUUGCAGUACGGUCUAGGAGUAGUUGGUAACUCAGCAGGUGAUACCCUGGACGUAUUCAUGAGUGACUCGUCAUACAAUUUUGAGUCACUGAGAUUUCCAAAUGAGCUUAAGGAGGAUUUCGGAUUCAAUCGUGAGAAUCUACCCCGUAAUUUGUCAGAAAUCCCAAUAUCACAAAGUCGAGAAUUCAACAACACACCCUUCGCCUCAAUGGUUGGUACAUUUGACGGGGAUGUCGCACACAUUUUUGUCCAAAUGUUCUUUUUUCUCCCCAAACUGUCCUCAAUCCAGUACCACAUUUGUGAGCUUAGUAACUGUAUAACUUGCCAAAUUGGAUUCGGACUUCAUAAUCUGCAGGUUUAUUAUGAUAAUAAUAAGGAAACUAGUAAAGAUACGACCUCUGACAGUAAGAUUAGGAAGUUUUCAAACAAUCUCCUGUAUGUAACUCAGCUUCAGGAACUCAUGCUUAUUGAGAACCAACCAACUCUGAAAACCCCAAUACAUCUAUUUCUAUGGGUACUUGAGAAGAUGAGUACUGAGAUGCACAACUACUAUAACAAAAAUAAUCUUAAGGUCACAACCAGCUUAAUAAAGGACCUGUUUUCCUUUUCGAAGAAGACUUUUAGUAGAUGUCUGAGCUACAAUCACGUAAACGUGGUUGUUAAUGUGGGAAACUACUGUGUGGACUAUUAUGAGAUUACUGACACUCCCAAAAGUGACACGACUCAAUCUGAUAACAUUUCAAUGGACUUCUGUAAGGACUGUAACAAAGUAGUUGAGUGUAUAGUUGACGUUGAGUACUUGAGCAGUCCCAACAUCCUUAUAAUCGACUUCAUUAACUACAGAGUCGAGAACAUUCCCAGGGAAAUGGAUUUCAACGAUCACAAAUACACCCUCGAGUGCUUUUACUUCACACUACCACCAGAGAAUCUGCACUAUAGGUCCCUAGCAUGUAUUAAAUUACCACCAAAAUACAAGACGGAGGAGUACAACUGGAUUCUAAUAAAUGAUGGAAUUGUAAUGUAUGUAGAUGACAAUGACGACGUGUUCAACUUUACGAAAAAUUGGAAAAUUCUCCUCUUUGCCAUUUACACCAAGAACAGCACAGAACAAAGCGAUGAUGAUAAGGAUCAUAACGAAAAUUUUAACGGAAUAGAAGAAAUAAUACCCUGCGCAAACGUAGAAAACAACAUAAUUUCAAUUAAGAACAGAUUAGUUCCACUGCCAUGUCCCACCAAGAGUAUCCCAGUUCCACCAUAUAUUCUACUCUCUGAACACAACAUUGCGCAUAAUCCUCUGGCUCAUAAUAAGAUUAAGACGUUCACUCCUAUUUCAAUCCAUGAGUUAAAUUUGAUCCAGGAGUCUAGUUUCAUGUUUGCUCUCGAUAUUGAGUAUGUUAAGACUGACCUGAAGAACACCCCAGUCAACGACACCUCUAAUGAGAAAUCAUCAUUCAUACUUAACGAGGAUGAGAAUAAUUAUUUGUACUCUCUAGCCAGGGUCACUGCCAUCAGGGCAAAUGACGAUAAUUUACAUGGCAUCCCGUUUUUGGACCACUACAUUCUAAACAAUAAACCGCCCAAGGAUUAUAACACGAGAUUUUCUGGGAUCCGCUCUGGUGAUCUGGAGCUUAAAUCUUCUCUGCACUGGCUGACAACUCAGAAGAUGAUAUACUUAAAGUUAAGAUAUCUUAUUGAUAAUGGCUGCAAGAUUAUCGGCCACGGUCUCGAGCAGGACCUUCGGAUUUUAAACAUUUGUGUCCCGAGUGAGAAUGUGAUUGACACCCUGGAGCUUUUCUGGAUUCCUGGAAAGCGCUACAUGUCUCUCCAGUUUCUAUCGUACCAUAUUCUGAACCAGAAGAUCCAGGUGUCCGAGCACAACUCCAUUGAGGACGCCAAAACCUCACUUCACCUUUACAGGUUUUACUUGAACCACAAGGAUAAUAUCAAGUCUAUAAUAAAGAACUUGUACGACGUCGGCUACAAGACGAACUGGAAGGUGGACUAA
Messenger RNA from Theileria parva strain Muguga, 3613 nucleotides. It is a transcript of the gene PAN2, whose product is annotated as Exonuclease family protein. Gene Ontology annotation, molecular function: nucleic acid binding; protein binding. The transcript is spliced from 5 exons. The record is from RefSeq and is a predicted model, not a curated record. Gene Ontology annotation, cellular component: P-body; PAN complex. The coding region runs from base 161 to 3613 and encodes 1150 amino acids. NCBI's taxonomy places the organism in Eukaryota, Apicomplexa, Aconoidasida, Piroplasmida, Theileriidae. Gene Ontology annotation, biological process: nuclear-transcribed mRNA poly(A) tail shortening.